This is a messenger RNA of Blastocystis hominis, 732 nucleotides long. RefSeq lists its product as hypothetical. Gene Ontology annotation, biological process: DNA catabolic process. The record is from RefSeq and is a predicted model, not a curated record. The coding region runs from base 1 to 732 and encodes 243 amino acids. Gene Ontology annotation, molecular function: nucleic acid binding; endonuclease activity. The transcript has 7 exons. NCBI's taxonomy places the organism in Eukaryota, Bigyra, Opalinata, Blastocystidae.
AUGUUCAUCGCCUAUCGAUUGAGAGAGGCUUACUACUCACAUCUCGAAUUCGCCCGUUGUCCAAUCGUUUGCAUUCCUGAUAUGAUUAAGAGGAAGCGUCAAUAUAGAUACACUUACUAUUGGCAUUUCUACGACAUAAACUAUAAUGUUGAAGUCACAUCGUCGUCGCUAAAUCAAAAGAACAACCUCUAUUCUGCACUCUUCAACGAGUUGUACACUAUUAAUAGUGAGUGGGACAACAAGGAGGAUUCUUUUCUUUUUUUAACCCAUCUGGUCGGGGAUAUGAUGCAACCUCUUCAUGUGACGCAACUUGUGAGUAAGGAGUAUCCGAAAGGCGACCGAGGCGGUUUGUUGUACACGUUGCACGGUUGUAAGAAGAAGAAUUUGCAUCUGUUUGCAGAUGAUCUCGGAAAUUAUUUCCAGAAAAGAGAGUUUAAACAAAUUGGUAAAGUAGCUGACACCAUGCACUUGCUCUGUGUUCAGAAGAAUUGGUAUGGUUCUGAUACGUUGGAAGUGGGGGUGUUCAAUCUGAUUCAGAACUGGAUAAUGGAGUCUCAUUACAGAGGUCGUGAAAUCUACCAGAUUUUGAAUGGUUCUCAUUCUUUUUCAAAAUCCGCGAAGGAAGAGACUCAAGCAAUCUUGCUUCAUAGUGUUUGUCGCGCUGCAAGCGCUAUUACUCUAACUUUACGACAUCUUUUUAACGAUACUUGGUUCCUAAUUUUUAUUGUUUGA